AUGGCAACACUGGGAGAGGAUUUACUCUCUACUGUCAACAAGUUGCAAGACUUGGUGUUCAAUACCAUUGGAAGCGACUCUCUGGAUUUGCCCCAGAUUGUUGUUGUCGGAUCCCAGUCUUCCGGAAAGUCUUCGGUUCUUGAAAAUAUUGUUGGAAGAGAUUUCCUCCCUCGUGGCAGUGGCAUCGUUACCAGACGCCCUCUGAUCCUUCAAUUGAUCAACGUCCCGAGCGAUCACGAUGAUACAGCCGAUAAUGAAGAGGUCAAUAUUCCCCAUACUGCCGCUUCUGUUGCCGGCCGUGGAGAGUGGGCAGAAUUUCAUCACCAACCUGGUCGCAAAUAUGAAGAUUUUGCCCAAGUAAAGCAAGAGAUCGAGAAUGAAACCGCCAGGAUAGCAGGGAAUAAUAAAGGAAUCAAUCGACAACCCAUUAACCUGAAGAUAUUUUCUUCCCAUGUCCUGAAUCUUACCCUGGUUGACCUUCCGGGCUUAACCAAAGUUCCCAUUGGAGAUCAGCCCUCGGAUAUUGAAAAGCAAACGCGGAACUUGAUAUCUGAAUAUAUUGCAAAGCCAAACAGUAUCGUCCUGGCUGUUUCCCCAGCAAAUGUAGACCUUGUCAACUCAGAGGCCCUGAAGCUUGCGCGCCACGUUGAUCCCGUCGGAAAAAGGACCAUAGGUGUUUUAACAAAGCUUGACUUGAUGGAUCACGGUACCAACGCCAUGGAUAUUCUUACUGGCCGCGUUUAUCCCUUAAAACUUGGCUUCAUUGGAGUUGUCAAUCGGUCUCAACAAGAUAUUCAGGCCGGAAAGCCCCUCGCUGACGCCUUAAAGGCCGAGGCUGAUUUUUUCAGGCACCACCCGGCAUAUCGAAACAUGGCUAUACGGUGCGGAACCCAGUACCUCGCAAAAACACUUAAUACAACAUUGAUGGGCCACAUCCGUGAACGUCUACCGGACAUUAAAGCCCGUCUGAAUACCCUUAUGGGACAAACACAACAGGAACUUGCCAGUUAUGGCAAUAAACAGUUUAGCGGAAAAGAGCAUCGCGGUUCUCUGAUUCUACAACUUAUGACUCGGUUUGCAUCUUCAUUCAUUUCAUCGAUUGACGGUACUUCAUCGGAGAUAUCAACCAAAGAACUUUGUGGCGGUGCAAGAAUCUACUAUAUCUUCAAUUCCGUGUUUGGAAAUUCCCUCGAGACUAUAGACCCUACUACCAACCUUUCAGUUCUCGACAUUAGGACGGCAAUUCGAAAUUCCACCGGCCCAAGGCCCAGCCUUUUCGUUCCUGAGCUUGCGUUCGAUUUGCUCGUCAAGCCCCAAAUCAAGCUACUUGAGAUCCCAAGUCAGAGGUGUGUUGAGCUUGUUUAUGAAGAGCUCAUCAAGAUUUGCCACACCUGCGGCUCCACUGAACUAUCUAGAUUUCCACGGCUCCAGGCUAAGUUGAUUGAAGUUGUCUCGGAUUUACUGCGAGAACGCCUUGGGCCAUGUUCAAAUUAUGUUGAGUCCUUGAUCUCCAUACAACGCGCCUAUAUCAAUACCAAUCACCCAAAUUUUCUCGGAGCUGCUGCUGCCAUGUCAUCUGUUAUCCAGAGCAAGCAGGAGCAGGAGAAAAAAGCCGCACUUGCUGAAGAUAAACGUAAGCGUGAAAGGCGACGACUCAAGGAGCUCGGGGGUGUGAAUGGAACCGCCACCCCUGACGACAAUGAGGAUCAUCACGAUGAUGAAAAACUUCAGGCAAUUCCAUUUCGAGGGCAGAAGGUCGGCAGAAGCCAAUCUCCUCACGUCGGAAAUCUAGAAAAUAGCAAAAUAUCUUCUUCUCUCAACGGCUUCCAAGCAGCUGCCCAGUCCACAGGCCGAGACUCUUUCUUGAACUAUUUCUUCGGAAAAGAAGGUGCUCUCCCUGCACCUGGCCCCGCAGCUGGCUUCUCUCGCCAUGUCAACCACUCUACAGAGCCAAGUUUUAGCCAGAGUUUCCGCCGUAAUGAAAUGCGAUCUCCAUCAAUGUCCCAAAACUUUGCGGACGAUGUUGCAGCUCAAUCAGAGUUCGGAGAUAAUCCUUUACUGAAGGACGAUGUCGAACCUGCACUCAGCGACCGUGAAGCUCUUGAAACAGAGCUCAUCCGCCGAUUAAUCUCAUCGUACUUCAACAUUGUCCGUGAAACAAUUGCUGAUCAAGUUCCUAAAGCUAUUAUGCACUUGCUUGUCAAUCAUAGUAAAGAUGUCGUUCAGAAUAGGUUGGUCAGCGAAUUAUACAAGGAAGAUCUUUUCCCAGAACUCUUGUAUGAAGAUGACGGCAUCAAAGCAGAACGAGAAAAAUGCGAGAAGCUGCUCGAGACAUAUAAAAAGGCAGCCAGAAUUGUGGGGGAGGUGCUCUAG
Ophidiomyces ophidiicola is the source of this 2373-nucleotide messenger RNA. RefSeq names its product Dynamin- GTPase protein (gene DNM1). Gene Ontology annotation, cellular component: microtubule; cytoplasm; mitochondrion. The transcript has 3 exons. Gene Ontology annotation, biological process: mitochondrial fission; peroxisome fission. NCBI's taxonomy places the organism in Eukaryota, Fungi, Ascomycota, Eurotiomycetes, Onygenales, Onygenaceae. Bases 1 to 2373 code for a protein of 790 amino acids. Gene Ontology annotation, molecular function: microtubule binding; GTPase activity; GTP binding. The record is from RefSeq and is a predicted model, not a curated record.